GCGAUAUCAUGUACCUAUUUUUGGUGAAAGCGCCAGGCCUGGAUGCAGAUGGGAUAUGGUCAUACUCGACAAAUCUACUGAUUGCAGAUCAGUUCAUGGUCAAUAUGGCACUGGGCAUUAUACUGUUUUUGAACCUCUGCUUCAUUGCCAAUUUCCGCAACUCAAAGUAUAGCGAACAUCUGCCCUGGGGGUUCUACUUUGACAAGCUGGUGUUUCUGUUCGUGUGGGUGUUUGUGACUGUGUGCGGGACAGCUGUGACCACCGCCAAAGUCACCCAGGCCAUCACCAGCGUCGCAGUAUCACAUAUCCGGACUGCUGGUGAGGUGCUAACGUGCUGUCUCAUGACGUACUACUUUCUGUCCGUUCUGGUGCACACGGCGUAUACUGCCUCCGUGCUGCGGGGCCAAUGGAAUUUUGGCGUACGACACAGACAG
Messenger RNA from Sphaeroforma arctica JP610, 434 nucleotides. RefSeq lists its product as hypothetical. The transcript has 3 exons. The record is from RefSeq and is a predicted model, not a curated record. The annotation marks the transcript as partial. NCBI's taxonomy places the organism in Eukaryota, Ichthyosporea, Ichthyophonida.